Aegilops tauschii subsp. strangulata is the source of this 808-nucleotide messenger RNA. RefSeq names its product pathogenesis-related protein 1-like. Gene Ontology annotation, cellular component: extracellular region. NCBI's taxonomy places the organism in Eukaryota, Viridiplantae, Streptophyta, Magnoliopsida, Poales, Poaceae. The record is from RefSeq and is a predicted model, not a curated record.
UGUCACAUAUACAUCUUCCUUGAUUAGUUUUGUAAGGCUUAAUCAGCGAUGGAGUACUCGCCGAAGCUAGCAGUAGUGGUGGUCUUAGCUCUCGCGUCCGCCAUGGCGGUCACGGCCCAGAACUCGGAGCAGGACUUCGUGGACGCCCACAACGCGGCGCGCGCCGACGUGGGCCUUGGUGAGGUGACAUGGGACGCUACCGUGGCAGCCUUCGCGCAGGACUACGCGGAUCAGCGCCGCGGCGACUGCCAGCUGAUCCAUACUCCUGAUGGCCGGCCGUACGGGGAGAACCUCUACGGAGGCGGCGGCGGCGGGACCGAGUGGACGGCGACGGACGCCGUGAAUUCGUGGGUGUCGGAGAAGCAGUACUACGACCACGACAGCAACACCUGCUCGGCGCCGGAUGGUGAGUCGUGCGGGCACUACACGCAGGUGGUGUGGCGCGACUCGACGGCCAUCGGUUGCGCCCGCGUCGUCUGCGACAGCGGCGACGGUGUGUUCAUCAUCUGCAGCUACAACCCGCCAGGCAACUUCCCCGGGGUGAGCCCGUACUAGGCUAUAUGCAUCAUGCAUGCAUGCGAGCGUGCAUGUACGUACGGCGUAUUGCAUAAAUAAAAUGAUUAAGCUGUGAUAACUGCAGUGUGAUCAGAGAUGUGAUAUCUAAUUAACCAGCCGGCCGGAUUUGAGGCCAUAUAUUGUUUAGACCGGCUGUAUAUAUGUACUGUUAUGAUUCAGGUAAUAAGUUGUGUUAUUGUACAAGCAGUGUAUAUGGAUGAAUAUAUGGUUCUACUAUUAUACUGACUAUGGU